UGUGCGGAACCAGCUCAGCCAUGACAUUCCUCCGCAGGUUGCAAUGGAACGACUCCUCCGUUCUAAUCCAUCCUCCAGGGUUCUACAUCAUCGGCUUCACCUCCCUGCCCUUUGUCAACCUCUAUUUCAUCUUCCUCACUUUCGUUUACGUGGUCUCGGUCGUGUUCAACACAUGUGUGAUCUAUAUAAUAUAUGUGGACCUUCGCCUCCACAAUCCCAAGUAUAUCGCGGUUGGUAACCUCGCGGUGGUUGAUCUAGUGCUGAAUACUUGCAUUAUUCCCGGUAUGCUAAAGGCGUUUCUUGCUAAGAACAAUUUUGUGCCGUUUAAUCUGUGUAUGGUACAGAUGUAUGUGUAUUAUUCCUUCAUAUGUAUGGAAUCGUUCUCCAUCGCCGUGCUCGCCUAUGACCGUAUGAUCGCCAUAUGUUUCCCUCUGAGGCACGGCUCCAUCAACACCAUGACGAGUAUGUCGUGUAUUCUUGGUGUCAUCUGGUGCUUCUGUCUUGGUAUACCGAUAUUCAGCACAGCCAUUAUGACCAGGCUGUCCUACUGCGAUUCCGUUAAUGUCUACAGCUAUUUCUGUGAUUACGCACCAGUGUUUCGGCUAGCAUGUAACGACAACACCCUGCAAUGGGCUGUGGCUUCAGUUCUGAGCCUGGUUAUCCUCCUCGGCCCACUGUCCUUCAUCAUUCUGUCAUACAUGAGUAUUCUAAUCGCUGUGUUCAGGAUGAAAAGCGUUGAGAGUCGUGUGAAAGCGCUGGCCACCUGCACUGAGCACCUCAUUCUAGUGGCAGUAUUCUUCUUUCCGGUUCUGAUUAUUUUCAUGGUUGGGUUAUUAGCGCGCAUCAAACCAGACCCUGACCUGCGCGUACUGAGCCUGUCGCUGGCCUCGUGCAUCCCGCCCUGUCUCAACCCCAUCGUCUACUCUCUGAAAACUAAAGAGAUCAAGAGCAAAGUGCUCACCAUGUUCAGGAGAAUUAAAGUUCAAGUAGUUAACGAUUGAUCUUUACGCAUAGGUUGCUGCAUAGGUUGCUACGUGCGUGAAGUUACCAUCAAAUCAAAUGUAUUGGGCUGUCCAAGUCUAUCAAGGGGUUGA
This is a messenger RNA of Oncorhynchus mykiss (rainbow trout), 1094 nucleotides long. The record is from RefSeq and is a predicted model, not a curated record. Lineage: Eukaryota; Metazoa; Chordata; Actinopteri; Salmoniformes; Salmonidae.